AGCAGACAGUGAACGCAGCAAGAUAAUACACCGGUGCUGAUUCAUCAGAAAGUAGUCCAUCAUCUGAUAAGACUCAAGAAGAUUUAGAAGCAACAAUGAAUAUCUCACACGAAGUCAGUCUGCUGGUGGAGGAGAUUCAGCGGCUUGGCUCUAAAAAUGCCGAUGGUCAAACCAUCGUGAAGUUUGGAGUCUUGUUUAAUGAUGACCGGUGUGCCAACAUCUUUGAGGCAUUGGUGGGCACCCUGAAGGCAGCCAAGAAGAAGAAGGUGAUCGACUUCCAGGGCGAGUUGCUUCUACAGGGCGUCCACGAUAAUGUUGACAUCAUCCUGCUGAAGAAUGAGGCUUAAAUGUUCAGACCACGUUGGCUUCUUACUGCUGUCAGUUAUUCUUUACAAAUACUGAGCUGCUUGCAGUGUACCAGCUUAUCUUCUGUUUCUUCAUGUACAAGGCUCAGUAUUUAGAUUCAAACAUGAUAACCAAACCGAUUUGCUCAAACAGCACACUUAAGGACCAAGCAGGCUUUUCUGAGUUUGAUUUUUCAGUGCCAAACAGAAGCACACAAAUGUAUGUGAGAAUGUUUUUAGUUUAUCUGGGUUAAAUUAGAGCUGCAUUCAUAGUUUCAGAUGAUAAGAAAAGGUUCUCUCAUUCUCAGGUGCUGCUGUUUUAUCAACCACACGUCUGACGUGCCAUUUUGAUACACUUUUAAGUCUAUAAACGCACAAAUCAGGAUUGUGAUUACUUGUCAAAUGCCUUUUUCGUGGUAUUUUGUUAAUUUCAAGGAGCCAAAUGCCUCUCUUGAUUGUACCGUGUCCAAGAAAAGACACAUCCAUUCCAUGACUGGCUAAUUUUAGCAACUUCUACUUAUUCAAAUUGGAGAAAUUUGAUGAAUUUGUUAGUAACGGACACAUGUUUUUUAAGCUGUAACUAUCAGUGCAGCUUUAUAACAACAGAGCGUGUGUCUAUUAACAGUGUUGGUCCCAUUUGUUGUUUACAUGAGCCAAAAAUACUACCUCCUGUGGACUUUGUAAAAGACAUCAUCAGACCUGUGCUAUGGCAAAUGUAAGAACAAUUCUGUUGUAGUAACUACAAAGACAAAGUGCAUUUCAGGAAAGAUUUUUGCACCUUUUUGUACUUUCUGCAAACUGCUAGAGUAGUUUUUAUUCCAUCUUUUUUAUAAGUAGUUGAAAAUGAAUAUUUCUCUGCUAAAAAAAUCUCCAAACAUAUUUGCCUUUCAUUAGAAACAGGUCAGGAGUUGGCAAAUGGCGAAAGUAUUUCUAGUGCAAUUUAUACUAGUGUUGAAUUACAGGGUGAUUGGUGCCAAUUGCAGAGGAUGAAUUUGUGAUGUUUCUCAGGACCAAGUCUACCAAAAUAUGUUUAAUAAUUGUCCUGUGACUUAAAUAAGGUGUGACAGUGUGCAUUUAUAGUUUUAUUAGUUUUUGUUUAAACUUUCCAGUCUUUUUUUGUACUGUGGGUUAAAUGAUACUUGCAGAUCAGGUGUGGUGAUUUAACUUGAUUCUCUAACAUCAAAGCUGAAAAUACAUGGGCAAUUUAUCAUAUUUGUAAGAGAAAAGAUUAUUUUUGUGAGUCUCUAUAGCUUUAGCUGACUCAUUUGGCUCUCCAUAUAAUGCCUGUAUGUCUAGUUGUAUGGGGGCAAAAAGAGGCCAAAAUUAGCAAUACUAGCAUUAGAGAAAUAAACAAUGAAUAAAAUCAUCAGAAGAGAUCCUUUAUCUGAGUUUCUAUAGCUAUAGAAACAUUGCAUUUAAAUUUGACCCAUUUGACACACCAUAAAAUGUCCAUAUCAGUGUUGUAUGGGGGCACACAUAGGCCAAAAUUUAGCAAACCUAGUAUGAGAGAAAGAAAUGAAUAAAAUCAUCUAAAUGUGUUAAAACAGUCAGAAAAGAUCCUUAUCUGAGUUUCUAUAGCUUUAGAAACAUGGCAUUUAGAUUCAGCCAAUUUGGCUCUCCAUAUAAUGCUUGUACUAGGGAUUUAAGAGGGCACAAAUAGGCUAAAAUUUAUCAAUACUAGCUUGAGAGAAAGAGAUAAUGAAUAACAUCAUCUAGAUAUGGUGAAACAGUCAGAAAAGGCCCUUUUUGUGAUGGUAUAUAGCAACAGUAAGAAUAUUGUAUAACAUAAAAAUGUCAUGUUUUUCUCCUGAAUAUAUAGGGUUUUUUUGCAAUUUUUUGUCAGAAUAGCAUAGCAUUUUUUUCUAACUCAAUCCCAACAAUAUUUUUUGCUAAAUACCCCUUUUUAAAGUCUGAUUCCAUUUCAAACUGUAAAAAAAUUCCAAGUGACUGAUAGAUUUUUUUGGGGGGAAAUGCUUAAAACAUAUACAUAUAAACAUUCUUACAAAAAAAAAAAACUUUGAUUAAAAAAAAAAGUUAAUACCUGAAAUAACCUUAACUGUUCAUGUGAAAAGACACAAAAUCAGCAUGGCAGUGAGGUAAAUUUUUAAUAUGCAUUGUUUACACAUCUCAUUUCAUAUUCUGUUUGUUGUUAAUCACUUAAGUUAUCUCAUGAUUUUUUUUUGUUGGUUUAAUUCUGUACAUUUGGUAAGAGGCUGCAGAAAAAUGAGUGUGACAGGAAAGCAACAGUCUCCUAGUGUUCUGCCUAUAUGUAACAUAACUGUUGUGCUUAUCAUCAUAAUAUAAUUUCUGCCAAGUUUCAGUAAAUAUUUGCCCUAUGAUCGCCCACAUAAAACCUUACUACUGUUGCAAAAACAGAACUGGUAUCAACCUUUUGUCACCACGCCUUAACUGCAAGUUUUAUAAGUCUAAUUACAGACUCUGCUGUUUAGUCUACUCCUCUGAAUCACAGGUUCAGGUUUUAUUUCAGCUUGACUUGAAUAGUUCACUUUGUUUUUUUAAAUCAAAGAGGAGCAUUUACUACUAUGUGAUUGUGCUCCAAACACAUCCGCUUGCAAAGAUAGUUUAAGACAAAUCAAGGAAACAGAAUCAUGAAUCUAACUGAAAUGCAGCCUAGAAAACACAAAUAAUGGUCCGAGGAGAGGUUUAAAAGUAAUGGGUAUCCAAGAGGAAAACAAUGAUUGAGAACCAAACAUGCUGCUUUCAUCACUGUCAUUUUGUAUUAUCCUGCUGUUUUAUCUCUGGGGUGAGUCUCAGAUGGCCUCCUUGACUGUGAAUGCAAACAGUUCAGUACAAAUUGAGAUUUAUCAUGAGGAGAAAGUUUGAUCAGAGCAGUGCCAAUACCUCAAGCCAUUUCUGUGACCUAGUGGAAUGCCUGCAUGAUGUGUUCAAGUGCGUCAUUACUGUCUUUUGUAUUGGCAAUAAUACAAACCAGAUGUUUCUGAUGUACACAGAGGAAUAAAAAUUACAUGAUGCCUUGAAUCUGCUUUUCUG
Cheilinus undulatus (humphead wrasse) is the source of this 3356-nucleotide messenger RNA. RefSeq names its product ABRA C-terminal like (gene abracl). Lineage: Eukaryota; Metazoa; Chordata; Actinopteri; Labriformes; Labridae. Bases 96 to 347 code for a protein of 83 amino acids. The record is from RefSeq and is a predicted model, not a curated record. The transcript has 3 exons. Gene Ontology annotation, biological process: regulation of actin filament-based process.